AUUAAACGAAAGGAGUGAAGGAACGAGAAGAGCCAUGUCAUCUUUGGGGCUGCAGAUUUUAGGAGUUGCCCUCUCCUCCGUUGGGUUGCUUGGGUCAAUCAUGACCUGCGUCCUUCCGAUGUGGAGGGUCACCGCUUUCAUCGGCAACAACAUCGUGACGGCGCAGAUCAUUUGGGAGGGACUGUGGAUGUCCUGCGUGGUUCAGAGCACGGGACACAUGCAGUGCAAAGUGUACGAUUCGUUGCUCGCCCUGUCCCCGGACCUGCAAGCCGCGCGCGCUUUGCUCGUCCUCUCCGUCGUGUUCUCCGUCUUCGGCGUUCUCCUGGCGGUCGCGGGAGGCAAAUGCACCACCUGCAUAGAGAACAAAACCGCCAAGGCAAGGGUUGUCAUAUCUGCUGGGCUGUUGUUCCUCAUCGGUGGACUGCUGUGUCUCACACCCGUGUGCUGGUCGGCGUACACCAUCAUCCGGGACUUCUACAACCCGCUGCUGAUGGACGCGCAGAGACGCGAGCUCGGGGCAAAGUGUGGAGACAUGGCGGCUUUCGGUCUGGAGUUAGUGGGAGUCACACUCUCGGUUCUUGGCUGGCUUCUCAGCGUUGUGUGCUGUGCUUUGCCCAUGUGGAGGGUCACCGCGUUCAUCGGUACCAACAUCGUCACGGCACAGGUGUACUGGGAGGGAAUCUGGAUGAGCUGCGUGGUUCAGAGCACUGGACAGAUGCAGUGUAAAGUGUACGACUCCAUGCUCGCUCUUCCCGCAGACCUACAGGCAGCCCGAGCUCUGGUGGUGGUGUCCAUCAUUGUGGGUGUUCUAGCGCUGUUUGUCGCUAUAGUGGGGGCCAAGUGCACCAACUGCAUUGAGGACGAAGGAGCCAAAGCCCGUGUGAUGAUCAGUUCCGGUGCCGCUUUUAUCACAGCCGCUGUCAUGCAGCUUAUUCCCGUGUCCUGGUCAGCACACACCGUUAUUUUGGAGUUCUACAGUCCAGUUGUUCCAGAAGCUCAGAAGAUGGAAAUAGGGGCUUCGCUGUACCUCGGCUGGGCCGCCGCGGCGCUGUUGCUGGUUGGAGGCUCCAUCCUGUGCUGCAGUUGCCCACCUAAGGAUGAGACGAGGUACCCGCCUCAAAGUCGUAUCGCCUACUCAGCCCACCAUUCAAUGGCUCCGAGCACCUACAACAAGAGAGACUAUGUCUGAGGACUUCAGAGGACUCUCGCAUUUUACUGUCUGUCUUUCAUUUUGAAAGAUAAUUAUGAGUUGAGUUGGAGGUAACUCUAAAUUUUGUUUACUUUUUGUCCAUGUGAAUGUUUCUACAUGCUGUUGUUCUAUCCAUUGUCACUCCAUUUUUAUAUAUAUAUAUAUAUAUAUAUAUAUAUAUAUAUAUAUAUAUAUAUAUAUAUAUAUAUAUAUUAGUGUCACUUACAUCAAUCAUCUUGUGUAGUACAUUGUUUGAACUGUAUGGUUCAAAUGUGUAAGUUAAUUAAUAUGGGAAAAUAUCUGUGGUCUUUGUCUUAUUUUUGUAGUCUUUCAUUUUGUGUGCUUUCAUUUACUGUUUAGCUAAAGCUUUUUGAGAAUUAAUGUUUUUAUACUUUCAUUUAAAAGAGCAACGAUGACUUAAAACAAAAUGAAAAAUCUUGUACUAACAUGUUUAUACUUGGCUUGACCUGCAAUCAACUCUGUUAAUGUUUAGUUGUGUAUAUGUUUUUUUUUUUCAGCGGCAUUCUCAUUUUUUUUGAUACACUUAAAAUCGGACAAACAACUUUCUAUAUAUGGAAAAUAUCUACAAAGUAACUUUGGACUUUGGCAAUGACCAACAGCCAGAUCUUUUUCUACAGUCUAUCUGUGUGUGUUACAAAAUAAAGUACAAUUGGAUGUAUGCAAAACUGAGAAAAUGGGAAAGCAUUUGUUUUGUUUCUCUCAGUAGAGAGACGCCAACACCAGACUGGAUUCAGCCCCUAAGUUUAAGUUUGGACGACACAACAGAGAAACUAUGAAACUGUAUGUGCAGGCACCUCCCAAAGUUUCAUUAGUUUAUUGGUCAUGUUUGUUAAUCACAAAAUAAUUGUAACAUGUAUUUAAAUACAUAUAAUUGAUUUAUGAUUGAAUUACUGAUUAUGAAAAACUGAAUAAAUAAAUGAAUUUUCACGUGUUUAUUUCA
This is a messenger RNA of Puntigrus tetrazona (Sumatra barb), 2150 nucleotides long. RefSeq names its product claudin-like protein ZF-A89. Gene Ontology annotation, biological process: cell adhesion; bicellular tight junction assembly. The transcript is spliced from 2 exons. Gene Ontology annotation, cellular component: plasma membrane; bicellular tight junction. Gene Ontology annotation, molecular function: structural molecule activity. The coding region runs from base 35 to 1189 and encodes 384 amino acids. The record is from RefSeq and is a predicted model, not a curated record. Lineage: Eukaryota; Metazoa; Chordata; Actinopteri; Cypriniformes; Cyprinidae.